AUGCAGACACUGGAGCAAAUGGAAGUGACUGACCACAGUCUGUUUGGCUUGGACCGCUACACAGGACAGAUCAGGACACUUCGCUCAUUCACAGAGACAGACGAGGCCCAGCACAAACUCGUCAUACUGGUCAAAGACAAUGGCAACGUGUCGCUCUCAGCUACAGCUACUGUGCUUGUCAAAGUGGUGGAGGCCAGAGAGGCGUCUGCAGCUUCUGACGUGAAGAGCUCCGCUAAAGACGCUGAGGACACUAAUGUGACUUUUUACCUGAUGAUAACUCUGGCCUCGGUCUCAGCUCUGUUCAUUAUCAGUAUCAUUGUGCUGAUUGCAAUGCAGUGCUCCAAGUCCAGCACUGACUACACCUCCAAGUACUUACAGGACACAAACUAUGACGGGACUCUGUGCCACAGCAUCCAGUACAGAUCUGGAGACAAGCGCUACAUGUUAGUGGGACCCAGAAUGAGCGUAGGCUCCACUAUAGUCCCAGGGAGCCAAGCCAACACACUAGUGCUGCCGGACAGGAGGAGGCCCUCUGAGGAGUGCGCUGUGGCUCAGAUCAGAUACUCUGUCCCGGAGGAGGUGAGGGACGGGACUGUUGUUGGAAAUGUCGCAAAGGAUCUUGGUCUGGAUGUGUCCUCUUUGCGUGAGAGACGGUUCCGUGUUGUUUCUGAAUCAAAUGAUGAUAUUUUUGCGGUAAACGCAGAUGACGGCGCUUUGUACGUCCACGGCCACAUUGACAGAGAGCAGCUGUGUCAGGGCAGCGAAGUGACCUCUUUGUCAAACACAGUGUCUGAAAACUCCAAACCAGGGACAGUAGUUUCUCUCAUCCGCGUCAAAGACAAAGACUCUGGAGUGAAUGGUAAAAUCAUCGCUCACAUCACAAACAACGUGCCUUUUGAGCUCAAACCCUCGUAUAAAGAAAACACAUAUUCAGUUGUCACUAAAGACUUCCUGGACAGAGAGAAGGAAGUGACUGACCACAGUCUGUUUGGCUUGGACCGCUACACAGGACAGAUCAGGACACUUCGCUCAUUCACAGAGACAGACGAGGCCCAGCACAAACUCGUCAUACUGGUCAAAGACAAUGGCAACGUGUCGCUCUCAGCUACAGCUACUGUGCUUGUCAAAGUGGUGGAGGCCAGAGAGGCGUCUGCAGCUUCUGACGUGAAGAGCUCCGCUAAAGACGCUGAGGACACUAAUGUGACUUUUUACCUGAUGAUAACUCUGGCCUCGGUCUCAGCUCUGUUCAUCAUCAGUAUCAUUGUGCUGAUUGCAAUGCAGUGCUCCAAGUCCAGCACUGACUACACCUCCAAGUACUUACAGGACACAAACUAUGACGGGACUCUGUGCCACAGCAUCCAGUACAGAUCUGGAGACAAGCGCUACAUGUUAGUGGGACCCAGAAUGAGCGUAGGCUCCACUAUAGUCCCAGGGAGCCAAGCCAACACACUAGUGCUGCCGGACAGGAGGAGGCUCUCUGAGGAGGAAGUGACUGACCACAGUCUGUUUGGCUUGGACCGCUACACAGGACAGAUCAGGACACUUCGCUCAUUCACAGAGACAGACGAGGCCCAGCACAAACUCGUCAUACUGGUCAAAGACAAUGGCAACGUGUCGCUCUCAGCUACAGCUACUGUGCUUGUCAAAGUGGUGGAGGCCAGAGAGGCGUCUGCAGCUUCUGACGUGAAGAGCUCCGCUAAAGACGCUGAGGACACUAAUGUGACUUUUUACCUGAUGAUAACUCUGGCCUCGGUCUCAGCUCUGUUCAUUAUCAGUAUCAUUGUGCUGAUUGCAAUGCAGUGCUCCAAGUCCAGCACUGACUACACCUCCAAGUACUUACAGGACACAAACUAUGACGGGACUCUGUGCCACAGCAUCCAGUACAGAUCUGGAGACAAGCGCUACAUGUUAGUGGGACCCAGAAUGAGCGUAGGCUCCACUAUAGUCCCAGGGAGCCAAGCCAACACACUAGUGCUGCCGGACAGGAGGAGGCCUUCUGAGGAGGAAGUGACUGACCACAGUCUGUUUGGCUUGGACCGCUACACAGGACAGAUCAGGACACUUCGCUCAUUCACAGAGACAGACGAGGCCCAGCACAAACUCGUCAUACUGGUCAAAGACAAUGGCAACGUGUCGCUCUCAGCUACAGCUACUGUGCUUGUCAAAGUGGUGGAGGCCAGAGAGGCGUCUGCAGCUUCUGACGUGAAGAGCUCCGCUAAAGACGCUGAGGACACUAAUGUGACUUUUUACCUGAUGAUAACUCUGGCCUCGGUCUCAGCUCUGUUCAUCAUCAGUAUCAUUGUGCUGAUUGCAAUGCAGUGCUCCAAGUCCAGCACUGACUACACCCCCAAGUACUUACAGGACACAAACUAUGACGGGACUCUGUGCCACAGCAUCCAGUACAGAUCUGGAGACAAGCGCUACAUGUUAGUGGGACCCAAUGAGCGAGUGGAGGAGAUCCCCCGCAAUGUGAACGCAGGACACUUGGUGACUAAAGUCAGGGCCUAUGACGCGGACAUCGGAUAUAACGGCUGGCUGCUGUUUUCACUGCAGGAAGUGACUGACCACAGUCUGUUUGGCUUGGACCGCUACACAGGACAGAUCAGGACACUUCGCUCAUUCACAGAGACAGACGAGGCCCAGCACAAACUCGUCAUACUGGUCAAAGACAAUGGCAACGUGUCGCUCUCAGCUAGAGCUACUGUGCUUGUCAAAGUGGUGGAGGCCAGAGAGGCGUCUGCAGCUUCUGACGUGAAGAGCUCCGCUAAAGACGCUGAGGACACUAAUGUGACUUUUUACCUGAUGAUAACUCUGGCCUCGGUAUCAGCUCUGUUCAUCAUCAGUAUCAUUGUGCUGAUUGCAAUGCAGUGCUCCAAGUCCAGCACUGACUACACCUCCAAGUACUUACAGGACACAAACUAUGACGGGACUCUGUGCCACAGCAUCCAGUACAGAUCUGGAGACAAGCGCUACAUGUUAGUGGGACCCAGAAUGAGCGUAGGCUCCAUAGUCCCAGGGAGCCAAGCCAACACACUAGUGCUGCCGGACAGGAGGAGGCCCUCUGAGGAGUACGUAAAGGGCACGGCAGAGCAGCCAGGAGCUCGCAUCCAGGUGUGGCAUUUGGAGAAGAGCCUCUUCCCCUGGUGCUUGUGUUUCUGCCCAGAGUCUUAA
Knipowitschia caucasica is the source of this 3171-nucleotide messenger RNA. The record is from the annotation of a GenBank genome assembly. NCBI's taxonomy places the organism in Eukaryota, Metazoa, Chordata, Actinopteri, Gobiiformes, Gobiidae.